GCUAAAGUGUCUUUUUCUCUCCGGCCUUAUAAGGUCUGUUCUUGGGAGCCAGAACCAAACCCUACACGUCUUGACUUUCAGACACUUUUUACUUUCGAGUUCUCACUCUCAGAUCGGGCUCUCUCUUUUAUCUGGCGGCGCCUUUCGAUCUUCCCCUCUCUAAUCUCGACUCAGUCGCUGUCUCAUCUCGAUCGGCCGUCCAUCAGCGCAUCAGCUUGAUUCUGUCUCUAGUCUCGAUUGCUACGUGCGAUGGCACCACCCAACAUCACAUCGGGAAUGGAGUUCGAGGUGUUCCUGAGUUUCAGGGGACCGGAUACUCGGGACAACUUUACUAGUUGCCUCUAUCAUGACAUGGUCGAGAAAGGAAUCCGUGUCUUCCAAGACGACGAAGAGCUCCAAGUCGGUGAGCAGAUUGGUGGAAACCUUUUGCGAGCCCUUGAUGACACUCAAAUCUAUAUUCCCAUCUUCUCUAAGGGCUUCGCUUCCAGUGUAUGGUGCCUCCGUGAGGUUGCAUAUAUGGUAGAUUGCACUUCAAAGUCGAAUGGGAAGAAAGAGAUCCUCCCCAUUUUUUUUUAUGCGAAGCCGGAUGAUGUCAAGCUCAGAACUGAAUUGUACAGUAAUGCCUUGUCUGAGCAUGAGAAGAAGUAUGGCCCCGAUGAGGUGAAGUGCUGGAAGGCUGCUCUUCGUGAGGUUGCAACUAGACUAGGUUGGAAGCGGGAAGGGAAAGGGUAUGGAGAACUUAUAAAAUUGAUUGUUCGAGAGGUUCUACUUAAGCUGAAGGGGAAGAAUAGGCCUCUUCCUGACCAUCUAGUUGAAACGGAUGAUCUAAAGCAUAUAGAGAAAUUGUUGGAUGUUGGCUCUAAUGAUCACGUACGUUUUGUCAUACUCCAUGGGACGGGUGGUAUUGGUAAAUCAACUCUUGCUAGUGUUAUCUUCAACCGAUUUCGGUCUAAAUUCAAUUGCAGUAGUUUCCUUGGAGAUGUCCAAAGUCAUGGUCUUUUAGACAUGCAAAAGAAACUAUUGUCUGAAACACUGGGGUCGAACUCUGCUCAAGAAAUCUAUGACACCAAUGAUGGGAUUGAUCACAUAAUGAGAGGACUUGGCAAGAAGAAAGUUCUAGUUGUUGUCGAUAAUGUGGAUGAGAAGAAGCAACUUGAGAACCUCGCAGGGAGCUGCGAUUGGUUUGGUUGUGGAAGUAGGAUCAUUGUCACACUCAGGGACCUAAGGACAAUACGAAAUAAAGACAACCAAAUGCGACGUAGUAAUUACAUGGACUACUCGGUAAAGGAGAUGCCUUUUGGUCAAGCGAUUCAGCUUUUCAGCAAGCAUGCUUUUAGAAGCAAUACUCCUCCAAAAGAUUGCUACAAAUUCUCAAAAGAAGUCGUUUCAAGCAUAGGAAAGCUUCCUUUGACUUUGGAAGUCGUGGGUUCUCUUUUCGCCAACAUGGUUAGAUCCGAGUGGGAGGAGAGAUUGGAGGAAUUAAAGCGUACCCCAUAUAAGGACAUCCGACAAACACUAAUGAUAAGUAUCAACAAAUUGGAUGACAUAGAAAAAGUCAUAUUCCUAGACAUAGCAUGUUUUUGCAUUGGGGAGGAUAAGACUUAUGCAGACUACAUGUGGCGUAGUAGUGACUAUUCUCCACGUAGUGCUAUUGAUGUUCUUCUCCUCAUGUCUUUGAUAAAGAUUGAAGAGUACAAUAAUAAAUUCUGGAUGCAUGAUGAAGUUCGAGAUCUAGGAAGGUACAUUGUCAAGCAAGAGAAUUUUGAAAAUGCUGGAGCGCGCCGUUGGGUACGGAUUGAUGAGGAUACUCUCAACAUACUAAGAAGCAACGAGGAAAAGCGAGCCGUACGAGCACUGAAUUUAAGUGUUAGUCAUAACUUAACACCUGAAGAAUUAGCUUGUUUGCCAAUGCUGAAGUUCCUUGGAGGGAUAAGACUGAAUUUCAUUGGCAACUUUGAAAAUCUUCUUCGUAAUUUGAGAUGGCUCUCUUGGCGUUGUUGCCCAGCGGAUUUUUCAGCGAUGAAUCUUCACUUGGUGAAUUUGGUUGUGCUUGACCUUUCACAGAGCAAAAUCACCCACGAUUGGGGUGGAUGGAGGCAAAUUGAGAUGGCAAAAAAGUUGAAAGUUCUAGAUUUGACAUGCUGCCUUGAGUUAACCAAGACACCUGAUUUUUCCGAGUUUGGCAAGUUGAAGAAAUUAAUUCUUUUUGAUUGUCGGGCAUUGUCUACGAUUGAUAGCUCAAUUGGUAAGCUAAAAUUGCUAAGUACUUUGAAUAUUGAGAGAUGCUAUUCCCUCCAAGGUUUGCCCGAAGAAAUUGGUUCUCUAGAAUGCUUAUCGGAGAUUAUCUUGCCCUAUUUCGACCAUCCGAUCAAGCUUCCUGAGACACUAGGCAAUCUAAAAUCUUUGUUGAAGUUUGAAAUUCAAGCUGAUAUCAACCAAGUUCCUCACUCUAUUGGAGAGUUGAAUCUCACAGAUUUGGUUUUAAAUGAGUGCAAUACUUUACAUGAGCUUCCGGACUCUAUUGGAAAACUAGAAUCAUUGGUUAAGUUGGAAUUAUAUAACUCGGGGAUCUCCAUUCUCCCUUAUUCCAUUGGAAGGUUAAAAAAUCUUGAAUAUUUGCUUUUAGCUUACUGCAAUAAUCUACAUGAGCUUCCGUACUCUAUAGGAGAAUUAAAAUCAUUGGUCGAGUUGAAUUUAGACGGCUCGGGGAUCUUCAUUCUCCCUGAUUCCAUUGGAAGGUUAAAGAAUCUCAAGCAUUUGCUUUUAUGUGAAUGCAAGAAUCUCGUUGAGCUCUCGAACUUUAUUGGGGAAUUAGAAUCAUUGGUCAUAUUGGAUUUAAAUGAGUGCAAUAAUUUACAUGAGCUUCCAGACUCUAUUGGAAAACUAGAAUUAUUGGUUAAGUUGGAUUUAUGUAACUCGGGGAUCUCCAUUCUCCCUUAUUCCAUUGGAAGGUUAAAAAAUCUUGAAUAUUUGCUUUUAGCUUACUGCAAUAAUCUGCAUGAGCUUCCGAACUCUAUAGGAAAACUAAAAUCAUUGGUCAAGUUGGAUUUAGACGGCUCGGGGAUCUUCAUUCUCCCUGAUUCCAUUGGAAGGUUAAAGAAUCUCAAGCAUUUGCUUUUAUGUAAAUGCAAGAAACUCGUUGAGCUCUCGAACUUUAUUGGGGAAUUAGAAUCAUUGGUCAUAUUGGAUUUAAAUGAGUGCAAUAAUUUACAUGAGCUUCCAGACUCUAUUGGAAAACUAGAAUCAUUGGUUAAGUUGGAUUUAUGUAACUCGGGGAUUUCCAUUCUCCCUUAUUCCAUUGGAAGGUUAAAAAAUCUUGGAUAUUUGCUUUUAGCUUACUGCAAUAAUCUACAUGAGCUUCCGGACUCUAUAGGAGAACUAAAAUCAUUGGUCGAGUUGGAUUUAAACGGCUCGGGGAUCUUCAUUCUCCCUGAUUCCAUUGGAAGAUUAAAGAAUCUCAAGAUUUGCUUUUAUGUGGAUGCAAGAAUCUUGUUGAGCUUCCGAACUUUAUCGGGGAAUUAGAAUCAUUGGUCAUAUUGGAUUUAGCAUUUUCAGGGUUAUUCGUUCUCCCUGAUUCCAUUGGAAUAUUAAUGAAUUUCAUGCAUUUAUCUUUUUCUGAUUAUGGAAAUGCACUUGGCCUUAAGUCCUUUGUUGGGGAACCAAAAUCAGAGAUUAAGUUGGAUUUAAAUCUCUGCGGGAUUUGCAUUGAUUCUAUUGGAAGGUUAACAAGUAUCACGCAUCUGUCUUUUUCUGAAUGCAAGAAUGCAUAAGCUUCCGGA
Messenger RNA from Eucalyptus grandis, 3779 nucleotides. Its product is annotated as disease resistance protein RPV1-like. The transcript has 5 exons. Lineage: Eukaryota; Viridiplantae; Streptophyta; Magnoliopsida; Myrtales; Myrtaceae. Gene Ontology annotation, biological process: defense response; signal transduction. The record is from RefSeq and is a predicted model, not a curated record. Bases 250 to 3522 code for a protein of 1090 amino acids. Gene Ontology annotation, molecular function: ADP binding.